AUUAUAUUUUGUGUUCACAGAAUAUGUUCCUUUGUUAAGUUUCCCGCAACCAACUGCGGCCUAUAUUUUGUUUGGUUGAGUUGCGCUUGCGCAUCUCCUUCUCUUUCCAAUCAAACCCGUUUUGCUCAAUAAAAAAUGGGAUUGGCGAUGAGUUUAUUUUCGAGCAAAGAAGAGCUUGAAACGACGAUCGGUAAAGCCAAGGACAUCGCCGCCUCCGCUCCAGUUGUUGUCUUCAGCAAAACUUACUGUGGCUAUUGUGCAAGGGUGAAGCAGUUGCUCACAAAGCUUGGAGCUACUUACAAGGUCGUAGAACUGGAUGUAGAAAGUGAUGGAAGUAAAAUUCAAUCAGCUCUGGCAGAGUGGACUAAGCAAGGGACUGUACCUAAUGUGUUCAUUGGGGGAAAACACAUCGGUGGCUGUGACACUGUUGUUGAGAAGCACCAGGGAGGAAAGCUAGUGCCCCUUCUUACUGAUGCCGGUGCCAUUGUGGAUAAGUAAUAACACUACUCAUUUGCAUAAGAGGUUAUAACCAAAAUGAGAUGUUUAUGAAAUGGGAUGAAGAGAAUCAAACCAUACAUUCUGUAAACAUUAGCGAUGUAUGUUGUUUAAUAUUGCGUGAAUGCCAUUGUUAGAGGCUGUCCAAAAACUUUUUUGACA
This is a messenger RNA of Mangifera indica (mango), 657 nucleotides long. Its product is annotated as glutaredoxin. Gene Ontology annotation, molecular function: glutathione disulfide oxidoreductase activity. Gene Ontology annotation, cellular component: cytoplasm. NCBI's taxonomy places the organism in Eukaryota, Viridiplantae, Streptophyta, Magnoliopsida, Sapindales, Anacardiaceae. The record is from RefSeq and is a predicted model, not a curated record. The transcript is spliced from 4 exons. Gene Ontology annotation, biological process: cellular response to oxidative stress. The coding region runs from base 136 to 498 and encodes 120 amino acids.